This is a messenger RNA of Neocloeon triangulifer, 2352 nucleotides long. It is a transcript of the gene hfp, whose product is annotated as poly(U)-binding-splicing factor half pint. Gene Ontology annotation, biological process: alternative mRNA splicing, via spliceosome; regulation of alternative mRNA splicing, via spliceosome; mRNA splice site recognition. Bases 432 to 2135 code for a protein of 567 amino acids. The transcript is spliced from 15 exons. Gene Ontology annotation, cellular component: catalytic step 2 spliceosome; precatalytic spliceosome. The record is from RefSeq and is a predicted model, not a curated record. Lineage: Eukaryota; Metazoa; Arthropoda; Insecta; Ephemeroptera; Baetidae. Gene Ontology annotation, molecular function: RNA binding.
CAGAAAUACAAUUUGAUUUGAUUUGUGUGGACGUCGCCGAGUCCGAGAUCUGGUCCAUCGAUUUCGGACAUCUUUACCUUGCGGAAUCGGGCCCGUGGCGAAAUUUCUGCGCAUUUAGUCCUUCAGUGUAGCUGGCUCGUUCGUUCGGAGGCGUCGGACCCGCGGGCUGAACGGCACAAGUCGUUUCUCAAGUGCGCUCUUGCUCGUGUUUCAGAGAAAAAAUAACGCCGAGACGCCAGCUACGGACAUGGCCACCGAUACCAGCUUUGCUUCCUACACCAAUGGUGGCUUUGCUGGUGGUCCUCCGGGCGUCGAACCUGUGCCGCCAGGAAUGGAACCGAAACUGCCCCUCACGUGGCUGACUGCAUCCCUUGUGAUAGGCUUUGAGAGGGCUUUGGCCCGUCUCGCGCCAAUGUUUCUUUGUGGAGUUGAUGGUGCCAGCUUCUUACGACUUCCCUCACACUCCCAUUUCGGAUAUCGAACAGACUGAGCAGCUCACAGCAGGGCCCGGAGCUAAAAGAGAUGUCAUUCUGCAAGGCCUUCUUGGCCACGGCCUGCCAAAAUUGUCAUCCGAGCAGCAGGAGCAUGUGAAUCGAGCCAAGAAGUAUGCCAUGGAGCAAAGUAUCAAGAUGGUCCUCAUGAAACAAACACUAGCACAUCAGCAGCAGUUGAUGGCAAGUCAGAGAACGCUGGUCCAAAGACAACAGGCGCUGGCACUCAUGUGCAGAGUUUAUGUGGGAAGCAUAAGCUUCGAACUGAAGGAGGACACCAUAAGGCAGGCAUUUUUGCCUUUUGGCCCAAUCAAGUCGAUCAACAUGUCGUGGGAUCCGGUCACCCAGAAACACAAAGGAUUUGCAUUUGUAGAGUAUGACAUUCCCGAAGCGGCCCAGCUCGCUUUGGAGCAGAUGAACGGAGUCAUGAUCGGAGGAAGAAACAUCAAAGUGUGCAGUUUUAACCUCUCUGUCGGCCGCCCUAGUAACAUGCCCCAGGCUCAGUCGGUCAUAGACGACAUUACCGAGGAAGCAAAACUCUACAACCGUAUUUAUGUUGCUUCAAUUCACCCCGACCUUACUGAAGACGACAUCAAGAGCGUGUUCGAAGCGUUUGGCCCCAUCAAAACCUGCAGACUAGCGCCUGGCAGCUCUCCAAACAAACACAAAGGCUACGGCUUCAUCGAAUACGACACCGCACAGUCCACGACUGAAGCGAUAUCUUCGAUGAACCUCUUCGACCUCGGUGGACAGUAUCUGCGAGUUGGCCGGGCCAUCACUCCUCCAAACGCCCUUCAAGUCAACACGGCAACCAAACCCUUGGUGGCCGCCAGCCAGAUGCCAACAGCCGCAGCGGUGGCUGCUGCAGCGGCCACGGCCAAAAUUCAGGCCAUGGACGCUGUGGCCAGCAACGCGAUGGCCCUCGGACUCUCAAAGUUGACGACGGCCGCCCCUGUCAAGCCCCCAAUUGUUCCACCAGCUGGACUCUCACCUGUCGUCGGCUUGCAGGGCCUAUCACCUAGCGCGGCAGUCGUGAUUCCACCUCCGGGAGUAGCGAUCCCACAGCUCGGCUCAACGCCUCCCAUAAUUGCUCCAUAUCAAGCUGUUGUUCAGCCAGUUGCAGUCUCUCCCUCUAUUCUUCCACAGGUCCAGGUACAAAAUCAUGCAAACGAGGCCCUCAAAAAAGCACAAGAACAGGCUGCGAAACAGCAAGAGGAACUGCAGAAAAAACUUAUGGAUGAUUCUGAGCCACAAACACUGCAGGCGCAGGAAAAUCUCAGUAUUAAGGGACAAAGUGCUAGACAUUUGGUCAUGCAAAAGCUGAUGAGAAAGACUGAGAGCCGGGUGGUAAUUUUAAGAAACAUGGUUGGGCCUGAAGAAGUGGACGAAACUCUUCAAGAAGAGAUCCAGGAUGAGUGCAGCAAGUUCGGAAAUGUUGACCGAGUUAUCAUUUACAAAGAGAAGCAAACGGACGAUGAGGAUGCCGUUGAUGACAUUAUUGUCAAGAUCUUUGUUCAGUUUAUCAAGGCUGGAGAAGCUAUUGUUGCAAGAGAUGCCCUGAAUGGAAGAUAUUUUGGAGGGCGACUUGUAAGAGCAGAAAUUUAUGACCAAAAUUUGUACGAUCACAAUGACUUUUCGAAUUAAAUCUUUUUCAAGAAGCUGCUAAGCUGACUUGGCUUUUAAGUUCUGUAAUAUCUAUUUCAUAAAUAGAGCCUCAUAUUUUUACUUGAUUGUAAAUAUUGUAAUGCAACCUCGGUAACUCGCAAAGUGUACAUUGUGAAAUUUUCAUCCCCAAUAAAAUGUAAUUAAAGCUGCAUUAUUGAUGUAAUAUAAUAAAUAAAGACGUGGUUUAUGUGUACAA